AUGCUGGGACCGGUUCUCCUCGACCGCCACUUCCUGAUCUGUGAGGAUGAUAACGACGAUGACGGUUGCGACGGAUCGGGUCAGUCGCACUGCCAGGGCAACGCCCUCUACAAGUCUGGGCUCUUCCAGGAAGCCGUGCAGGCGUAUACGCUGGCCUUUACGGAGUUGGCCAACACCGAGGCCGUCUUCGCCAGACAUGCCCCAAAGACUUCAUUCAACUCGGUUCUCAAGCACGCCACGCUGCUGUGCAACCGGGCCGCGGCACACCUCCGCUGUCCCGGUGCCGAUGCUGCCUCGAGCUGCGCUGAGGAUGCCGCAGCUUUGGUGAUGCUGGCAGAGCUUCCGCAAGAAGAUGUUCGCCUGGUCCUGAGCUGCGGCUCCCUGGUGCAGAAGGCAGAGUGGCGCCUUCAGAGAGCGCGCGAGCUCAUGGACAUCCGCCGCCUCCACGCGGAGGCACAGGUGCUUUGCCCCCGAGGGGACGCUGCCGAAGCGCUGCGGCGCUGCGAGGCGGCGCUGAAGCGAGCGGAUUCCGAGCUGGCAGAGAUGCACUACACUUCGGGGCUGGCCCUGUGCCGCAUGUGCUGCUUCGCUGAUGCCGUCGACUGCUUCGAGCGCUGCCUCACGCUUUGCCCAAACCAUGCGGAGGCCACGGCUCGCCGUGCGGCGGCACAACGGGCGCUGCGGGCAGCCACGCCCGCACUGCCGGCGCGCCUGACUUGUGAGCGGGGUCUGCGCAAGGAGAUCUUGAUUCGGAAGGAAGAGUGUGAAAGCAAGCCAGAAUCCGUCUGCAUCCCCUUCUCGAUGGAGUCCUACACCUGCCAGACCAGGGUCGAUGACAUCAGCAACGUGCGAAAGGAGCCCAUCGGUCACGACGAUGAGCUUUCAGAGGAGGAUCCUGCCACGGUCGGGGAGGUGCACCUCGUCCUGGAUAAGGUGCUGGAGUCCAUCGGGGGGCGUCUCUGGGACGCUUCGCUUCUGCAAGCCUCCUGGCUCGCGGAGCAUCGGAAGUUGCCGCAAGCCACGGGAGCAGGCCUCAAGGUGCUCGAAGUGGGUGCGGGGCUUGGCCUUCUGGGCCUAACCGCCCAGAAGUUACUUCCGGAAGCACAUGUGUUGAUGACGGACUACGACCCUGCCGUGCUCGCAGCGAUUCAGACCAACAUCGCCGCGAAUUUCAACGAAGAUGAGCGCAAGCCGACCACAGGACGCUUGGACUUCCGCGACUUCACCGCGGCCGCCCUGGAAGCAGGUGGCGAUCAGCCAGGCCUCGAAAGAUACACCUCCUACGCCGUGCCCCGGUCCAUGCUGGGACCGGUUCUCCUCGACCGCCACUUCCUGAUCUGUGAGGAUGAUAACGACGAUGACGGCUGUUGCGACGGAUCGGGUCAGUCGCACUGCCAGGGCAACGCCCUCUACAAGUCUGGGCUCUUCCAGGAAGCCGUGCAGGCGUAUACGCUGGCCUUUACGGAGUUGGCCAACACCGAGGCCGUCUUCGGCCAGUUCGAAGCCAGACAUGCCCCAAAGACUUCAUUCAACUCGGCUCUCAAGCACGCCACGCUGCUGUGCAACCGGGCCGCGGCACACCUCCGCUGUCCCGGUGCCGAUGCUGCCUCGAGCUGCGCUGAGGAUGCCGAGGCAGCUUUGGUGAUGCUGGCAGAGCUGCCGCAAGAAGAUGUUCGCCUGGUCCUGAGCUGCGGCUCCCUGGUGCAGAAGGCAGAGUGGCGCCUUCAGAGAGCGCGCGAGCUCAUGGACAUCCGCCGCCUCCACGCGGAGGCGCAGGAGGAUCCUGCCACGGUCGGGGAGGUGCACCUCGUCCUGCAUAAGGUGCUGGAGUCCAUCGGGGGGCGUCUCUGGGAUGCUUCGCUUCUGCAAGCCUCCUGGCUCGCGGAGCAUCGGAGGAAGUUGCCGCAAGCCACGGGAGCAGGCCUCAAGGUGCUCGAAGUGGGUGCGGGGCUUGGCCUUCUGGGCCUAACCGCCCAGAAGUUACUUCCGGAAGCACAUGUGUUGAUGACGGACUAUGACCCUGCCGUGCUCGCAGCGAUUCAGACCAACAUCGCCGCGAAUUUCAACGAAGAUGAGCGCAAGCCGACCACAGGGCGCUUGGACUUCCGCGACUUCACCACGGCCGCCCUGGAAGCAGGUGGCGAUCAGCCAGGAAGCACCUUGAAGGAGCUUGCCGAGACAGACCAGUUGGGCUCGUUUCAUCUGGUGCUAGGCAGCGACGUCGUGUACGACUCUUACCAUGGCCGGCAGCUGGCGCUCGUGAUCUCUGCCAUGCUCUUCAUGCCGCAAGGAGACUACGAGGGACCGGCUCCCUGUGCCGUGUUCCUUCUGCCGGACUCCCGGCCGCGCCUUGCAAGCUUCGUCCAAGCGCUGCCAAGUGCAGGCCUGAGCUGUCGCAUCGAAAGGCUGGAGACCCAGUGCGCCUUCUUCCGACGACUGCGCCACUACCACCCCAGCCUGGGCAAGGACAAUAGCUACUCGCUGUAUUUUGUCGAUUCGGGGCGUGGUUUCGAGCGCCUGGUCGAUGAGAGGCUGAAAGCACAGAACGCAGCACAUGCUGCGGCGCUGCGCGACUCGGAGACUCGAGUGGCGGCCGUCUCCAACGAGCUGAGUGCUGUGUCCGAAGGCCAUCGUCUUCAGGUUCUGAAAGUCACGCAGGCAGUCUCGGAGCUCGGACGGGACCGCGCGGGAUGGGGCUGA
Messenger RNA from Symbiodinium sp. CCMP2592, 2700 nucleotides. NCBI's taxonomy places the organism in Eukaryota, Dinophyceae, Suessiales, Symbiodiniaceae. The record is from the annotation of a GenBank genome assembly.